AUGGUGAAGUUUGGACAGAAGGUUUUUGAGAAAAAGUCGAAAACCGGAAACACCCGACAAGUUGAUGAUGAUGAAGAUGAUGAAGAUGAAGCACAAUUGAGUGAUGAUGGUGUAAUCGAUCAAGUCGCUGAAGGCGAUAUUCGAAAUUCCGCAAUGGGGCUAAACGAAUAUGAUCAAUCGACUAUAAGAAUUGUGGCUCAAUUCUUGAAUACCCUGGGUUUGAAAGAAAGUGUUGACAAGAUUGUUGAAGAAACUGGAUGUACUGUCGAAAACAGCAAUGCAGCUAAACUCCGCAGCUUCAUAAAUAACGGAAAAUACAAAAGUGCGAUUGCGACAAUUGAGAAAUGUUGUCCGAAAUAUAUACCUCGCGAAGACGCCGAUCAGGCAAUCUUCUACUUGCAAUGCUUCGAAUUAGGUUCAUUUUUGCGGAGAAAACAACUUGUGGAAGCAGUUCACUUUUUGCGAGAAAUGACUGGCGAGGAUGAGGACAAAGUGAGAAACAAUGUCUUGACGGCUUAUGUCAAGGAAUUAAUUUCUUCAAAAGGAAAGGAAUAUGAUUUCACAGAAGAAGAAUUACGAUCUGGACAACUUGAAGCUAUUCAAAGUUUGUUACCUACGAGUUUCAUGCUUCCAGCGAAUCGUCUCAAGUCUCUUCUUACUUCCGUUCAAGGCAAACCCGAUUUGAAUAAUCCGUUCGAAGUUCGCAAACUGGCACCAAAGCUUUUACGAGACGAAUGUCGCCAUUCUGAAGUAGGAAAAAAGAAGCCGAAAUGUGUGCAGGUUUGUACGGACCAUGACAGCGAUGUAUGGAUUGCAAAGUUCUCGGGAGACGGAAAAAUGUUGGCUAGUGGAUCGGCAGCAAAUAACAUUAUAUUAUGGAAUGUCGAAAAUGGAAAACUUGCCAAAUGCGCAAAACUCGACUCGUCCGGUGAUGGAUCGAUUGCUUUGAUUGAAUGGAGUGCCGAUAAUGAGUUCAUUGCCGUUUGCGGAAAUGCGCAACACAGUAAAUAUCAUCUCACAAUCUACAACGUAUACGCUCGAAGUGUCUACCGUAUUCUUCGCGUGAAUCCAGAAGACAUGUCACCAACAACUCAGAUAUUCUACACUUGCUGCGCAUUUUUUUCCGUACCGAACAAACGUCUUCUGAUCGCUGCCACUGAGCAUGGAACAAUGAAAGUUUAUAACCUCAAUCUUCCUGAAGAAACUAGCGUUGUAAAAUCGAUCACCGGAUUCCGUGUGCGAUGCGUUUAUGGAUUCAGCGAUGGGCGACGAAUCUUAGCUUCAGAUAGUCAUAAUCGACUCCGAGUGUAUUAUGUUGAUGAUAACACUGAGUUCACAUUAAUCACUGAAGAAGCUACUAUAAUCACAUUUACUGUGCACGAAUCUGAAAGACUCGUACUUACCACAACUAGCCUUAACCUUCGUCUUUGGGAUCUCAAGACGAGAACAUUAAUUCGAUAUUUCUCGGGUGCUUGUCAACAAAAUUCGGUUUGUCGAUUUGUGAUUCAUGCGACUUUUGGCGGUGUUCAUAAUGGUUUCAUUGCUACUGGAACAAUUGGAGAUGGGACUAUUGAAAACGAUGAUGCUAGCACGGAGGGUCACAUUUGCAUUUGGGACAUUGACGAUUGUCGUCCAAAACUCAGACUUCGUGGUCAUACAGCGCCAAUUAAUGCUGUCACAUGGAAUCCGAAAGACCCGACAAUGUUGGUCAGUUGUUCCGACGACAGCACUAUUCGAGUCUGGCGUAUUUCGCGUGAAUUCACUUCAAAAGAAUCGUCUGUGCUUCCGAGAAAAAUUCCGCGAUCAAUGGCCAAAGCUAAACAAAGAAGCAUUUCAAUUGAAAAGAAUGACGAUAUUCCGAUAAAUGGAAACGUAAAAGCGAUAAUUGAAGAGGAAAAAGAAGAGAAAAAGGACGACGCGUUCUUCCAUGAUUACGAUUUCGAGAGAAGAAUGAUUGAAGAAGCAUCUUGUACAUAA
This is a messenger RNA of Caenorhabditis bovis, 1977 nucleotides long. Lineage: Eukaryota; Metazoa; Nematoda; Chromadorea; Rhabditida; Rhabditidae. The record is from the annotation of a GenBank genome assembly.